AUGCCUGUCAGGAAUCUUGAUGUCUAUCUCCGCGAAAGAAAGCUGAUUCAGUCGGCUCCUCUGAGCGCGCUGCAAGGCACACGACUCGGCAUCGACGUCAACUAUUAUGUUCGCACACUGCUGCAGGACCCCGAUCAACGCGAGCCCUUGAUCGCAUCGACUGGUGGCCUACCUCUCUCGCUUGCCAACCGCAUUGAGAGUGACCUUCGUCAGCUCGACAAGGCCCGCAUCAAGCCAGUCUUUGUCUUCUCCGGUCUGCCGCUUGCCCAGCGUCCGCCCCCCAAGGGUCCCAAUCCGCAGAUGGAGAGAGAGAAUGCUGUCAAGAACGAAGCCUGGGCCUACUACGAGGAUGGUCAGGUCGACCGUGCGGUUGUUGCCCUUACGCAGAUCAAGGGUGGCAUCUGGGUCGACACACAGGAUGUCGUGCGUCUCAUCCUCCGCGCGUUCAAGCACCGCCAGGUCGAGUACGUCAUUGCCCCUUACCUUUCUGCUGCCCAACUCUCCUAUCUCCUUCGCCACCCCAAGGGGUACAUUCACGCAAUCUGGUCCGACUCCGAGGCACUUCUUUGGACCGUUGACAAGGUCAUCACCUCCAUCGAGUGGUCGGGUAGCUUUACCUUCCUCGACAAGCAGCGUGUGCUCGGCGACUUUGGUUUCACGGCAGACCAGUUCCUUGACCUCUGCCUGCUCUCAGGAUGCUCCCUUCUUCGCACGCUGCCGCCCAUUUCAGAUGCCUUCUCCAUGCGUAACGCCAUCGAUCUCAUCCGCCAGUACAAGUCGGGUAUUGCAACCUGUCAGGCGUACCAGCAGAUGCCACAGAUGAAGGCUCCCGGGUACACCGAGUCGUUCAUGCGCGCUCGCCUAGCGGUCAAGUACUCUCUCGUGCUCACCACAGAAGGUACUUGCCUUCCUCUACCCCUCGUCGUCCCCCCACAAGGGGCAGUGGUCACUCCCACGGAUGUUCCCUCGGAUCUGGACGAGAUCUUCUCACCCCGCUUGCCGGACGAGCUGUACUUCCUCAUCUGCCGUGGCAUGGUCUCGUCGAGCUUGGUGGGCUGUCUUACAUCUGGCUUCAUUGAUGAGCGCCAGCCGCUUGCCGACUCGCCAGAGUACCGUCGCUUCAUCAAGGACAUUAUCACAGAGGGUGCCACUUCGCCCAAGUGCACCACCCUAGCUCUCCUCACCGCUGGCCUUCAUCCCCAGUGGUCUCAAAAGCGUGUCACUGCCCAUUAUUACUUUGACGCUCCAUACGCCCCGCCGAUGGGCACAGCUGUUCCUAUCGGUGACCCCCUGACGCAGUCGUUGGUGGAGAAGUGCGCGACAUGGAUGGUGCCCCACCAGGUGCUGAGUGACGAGCUGAGGCGACAGGGCUCGUCUACCAUUGACCUGAAGCUCUGUAUCGGAACGCUCGAGAAGGAGGAGACCAUUGCGUACACCAAGAAGGAAAAGGGUGCCAAGGUCCUGGACAAGAAGGACGAGAUCGUUGCCAACAUUAUUUGGCGCUUCAUUGACGUUCGAGGAUUCGUCAAUGCUAGCCACCACCAGACCCAGAUGGGCAAGGCCUUCCACGCCGCGUCUCUCACUUCGAGGGUCACCGAUAAACUUCAAGAACCCAUCUACAUCAUUCUCGAGCUGCUUCGCGCUGGUGUUGUCCAUGGCCACCGCUUCGGUGGACACUCCGCGCCUGUCCUCUCUGGUGGCCCUAGCUUUGGCACCGAUGAGGAGCAGAGUAACAUCCUACUCAUCAUGCGUGUCCUCUCCGCUGUGCCCCUCAACUUCCGUCCAGAGCAGUGGGCAGGUCCCUUGUCGCGUGAGCUGCUCGUCUUCAAUUCAUUCGUAAAAGCAACUACCAAGGCGCUGCGUCAGUUGUUGGAGGCAAUCAACGUGCACAUUCUUCUCGCCGGAAACGCACGACGCAACCGCGAACGUGACGACUACCUGGACAUGUGCAUCAGCCUUCCGUUCCAGUCCGACGUCAACACUGGCUUUGGCAUCCUUGCCAAGACGUAUCUGGACGCCGCUACAUUCCACUUUGGCGACACUAUUACGGAAGAAAACGCCGAUUCGGAAGCAGUUAACACUGCCAAGCAGUCAGCACUGGAAUUUGUUGACCAAGCCUUUACGGGAGUCAAGAAUCCGACGCUGGAGGUGGACAGAGGCUUCCGCUUCUGGGACGCUAUUAUGGUCGCCAUUCGCACGCUCAAUCAGGAACAGGGGCCCAACCCCUCCGUCGCAAACACGGUCAUCCAGCCCGAUGUCAUUGAGCAGUUCGAGCGGGCAGACAGGUGGUUACGCCCUAUGCGACCUUAG
Molecule: messenger RNA, 2310 nt
Organism: Apiotrichum porosum
Lineage: Eukaryota; Fungi; Basidiomycota; Tremellomycetes; Trichosporonales; Trichosporonaceae
Exons: 9
Coding region: 1-2310 (769 amino acids)
Biological process (GO): DNA recombination; mismatch repair; DNA double-strand break processing
Cellular component (GO): nucleus
Molecular function (GO): 5'-flap endonuclease activity; 5'-3' DNA exonuclease activity
Source: RefSeq, a predicted model, not a curated record